Molecule: messenger RNA, 1567 nt
Organism: Dendronephthya gigantea
Lineage: Eukaryota; Metazoa; Cnidaria; Anthozoa; Malacalcyonacea; Nephtheidae
Product: octopamine receptor beta-1R-like
Exons: 1
Coding region: 1-1131 (376 amino acids)
Biological process (GO): G protein-coupled receptor signaling pathway
Cellular component (GO): membrane
Molecular function (GO): G protein-coupled receptor activity
Source: RefSeq, a predicted model, not a curated record
AUGGAAAACAGUACCCAUGAUGCUUCAGGAGAUGAGAUGACUCCAGAACUAUAUAAGAUCAUCCUCAUAGUAUCACUCUGUGCUAUUGUACUUGGGAUAACUGCCAAUUGUUUCAUUAUUAUCUCAUUCUGUAAAGUCAAGCUUCUUCGUACUGUAACGAACUAUUUCAUUGUCCAACUAGGCGUGGCAGAUAUUUUUCUCCUUCUUUCCCUUGCCAUUUGGAUGAGUUUUUCAGCGACAAAAUUGUCGAUGAGCGAUGAGCAGAAACAGUUGACAUCUUCUGUUCUUAUUUCAAUCGAGGUUUUUUCGUCGUCCGCGUCACUCACAAGUCUCGCGUGUGUCAGCAUUGACCGCUGCCUAGCAGUGACUGUACCGUUGCGCUAUCAAUCAAUCACGACCCAUUCACGUGCUCUCGUUGUGGUUCUGAGUGUUUGGUCCUAUUCAAUGAUCACAUUCAUCACGUCGUAUUCACGUGUGAUUGUCGACAAGGAAAUAUACAACAAGAUAUACAUCACAUGUCUAUUUUCAUUCACGUUUGCGCUACCGAUUCUAAUUACAACCUGGUCUUAUUAUCGCAUAUUUUGCGCAGUUUGGCGACAGGUUCAUCAUCUUCCUAAACAAACCACUCCCAACCGUCGAUUCCGUAUGGUCAUGAAAGAAUUCCGAAUUGCAAUUAACAUUCUUGUGACGAUCUUACCAACCUAUCUUCUUUGGGGAAGUUUUUGGGUAGCGACCUUGAGAGAAGCAUUUUUGGAAAGUUUGCCAAAUUACACUGCCGUUGAAAACUGGUUAUUGGGGAACACACCUCACUUUGCAGCAACCGUCAACCCUCUAAUAUACAUCGCUAUGACGCGGGACUUUCGCAGACUUUUCAUGCGGUUAGUGUCGUGCAGCAAACAUCGUGAAGAGUUCAGUCUCGUGGUGGACUCAAGCAGACAACGUUCAGUCUCAACACGCAGUUGUUCGACGACACAGAGUAUACCUCUUGUGGAUGUUGUAAGCUCUCAGGACUUUGCUAAAAGUUUCACUUUAUCCGAUGAUGGUAAAUCUGGAAAUGGGAAUAUUUCUACUGAGUCAAGUUUCGUGACAUCGUCCAUUCCUGAAGAUAAUCAUGAACUGGUUUCUUUUUAGAAACUAUUUAUAUAAUCAUUGCAUGUUUUAUCCCUUCAGUAAAUUUUCACUUUAAAAUAUUUGAAUCCGUCCCUUGUGGUGGGUAUAAGGACACUGGACACUAUGUAAAAUUUUAGUGACAAUAAUACAGUCAUUACAGUUCUUAAAGAAGAGCAAGAGUCUGCACGACUGUUGAAAUCCAGGCUCGAAGAUUAUUUGCUCGAGAACUAACACGAUGAGUGAACAGGACUGCCAAAAUUCAAGCAUAACUUGAAUUGGAAUUAUGUCAUAACAGGCGGUGCAACGUUGUGUCCGCGAGUAAUGCGACGUUUUGCUCCCUAAAAUAGCUCUGCAUGGAUAUAUUUAAACCUAAAAUAUACUUGAUUAUAUUAAUUCUAUUCAGUAAGAGCAUAGCGAACUUAGAACGAUACUAGACUAUUAUUUUAGCUCGGCGUGA